Grosmannia clavigera kw1407 is the source of this 2196-nucleotide messenger RNA. Its product is annotated as tbc domain protein. Bases 1 to 2196 code for a protein of 731 amino acids. Gene Ontology annotation, molecular function: GTPase activator activity. Gene Ontology annotation, biological process: activation of GTPase activity. The record is from RefSeq and is a predicted model, not a curated record. Lineage: Eukaryota; Fungi; Ascomycota; Sordariomycetes; Ophiostomatales; Ophiostomataceae. The transcript has 2 exons.
AUGAUAUACGAGCAAGCCGUCGAUUUCACCGCCCCCAGCCCGGGCUCGCCACCGGGCAUGACUGCCUCCAAAUCCUCCAAAUCCUCCUCGUUCCACUCGAUCAGUUCCGACGACAACAGCGUUCUAUCAGAUGUCAACCACUUCGAAGAUAUCGGUCUUGACGACGACACGAUCCCCCGCCAUGACCGGGACAAUAUCAAAAGCCAGCCGAACCGGUUCUCUCCUUCAUUCUCCGCCGACCUUAGGGUCGCUUCUUUACAACAAAAAGGCCCGCACACACAUGCACAUAUGUCGCGGGACCUAGCGAAUAUACGCCGCCCAAAUGCAUCGCCCAACAGCCGCCCGUCCUAUCCCAGCCUGCAAACACAAGUCCGAUCCGUAAAUGUGCGCAGCACGCACACCAAUACUCUUCUUCCCGAGGCAUCGUCUGCGAGAAGCCUAUCAAGAUCUUCGUCGCUUUCAUUUCGCCAUCGAAGCCCAAGCCCUCGUGUUCAUUCGACUCCUGGCCUGAAAAACCCUUCAUUACCGGCGAAGCUUAGGAGGAGCAGCUGGCAACCGACACGUGAGCGAAAGACAUCGUUGGAGCUGGAGCUGGAGUGCGAUGAGGACGAAGGCGACGACAUCCCAGACGGGCUCGUUUUAGACAACGUGCCAAUCUCGCCACGGCCGCCGUCAGAGCGCUCUCGACCCGUCAGCUCUGCAAGUUCUAAGACCGGCUCACCUGAUCGUGGUUCCAAAGAUAAGCGCAAAAGCGUGGGAAAUGGUACGCCGCCGGUUGCUAUCGCCCAAGGGUCGCUGCGGUCACCGGCAUGGAGAUCCGAGGCGCUCAAAUCGCCCGGGGAGAUGCCUGGUCCGGUCAAGAUGCGGGCGAAGAGCUGGACUGCCGCACUUUCUGAGCUGAGUCUAGAAGCUAAAGUCCUGACGGAAAAGCUGGAAGAGCACGCGGACGAGUUGCAGCAGAAGGCACAGCGGUCUAGCACGGGCUCCAUGCCUGUUGUACGACGAAUUGUGACGGACCCUGUGAACAACAAACCGCGGCACAAUUCGGCUCAUCCGGAACUCCCGCCUCUUCGGCGAAGCAACAUCAUGAUCGACCCGCUCCCGGUGUCGAAGGAAAAGGAGGCCGUACUCUCCCGGACCCGCCCAUCGUGGCUGCCGCCCAAGGAUCCUGCCGAAGAACGACGGCAUCUGAAGGAGUACCAGAAGAUGAUGGCUCACAGCGCCGAGGCAGAGCGCCGCCGCGAGGCGGACCGCCGUGCACGGUCAGACUGUCGGGACACUGCCGCAAAGGGCCUGAUGCAAAUUUGGGAGCAGGACAUCAUUCCACGGUGGUCAGAAGCGGUCAGGGAACGCCGAACCCGCGAACUUUGGUGGCGAGGAGUUGCACCACGGAGCAGAGGUGGCGUCUGGGCAAGAGCCAUCGGAAACGAACUAGGCCUGACAGAAAUGUCAUUCCAGGCAGCGCUCGGACGAGCUAGUGAGGUGGAGGCGCGCAUCAAAGCUCAGACUGGAACACCGGACGACGAACGCUAUGCGUCACAUUUUGCCGCGAUUCGUAGAGACGUUGAGCACUCUACAUGGAAAGAUUUGAAGAUCUUCCAGGCUGGCGCACCGCUCAACCUCGGCUUGAUGGACGUUCUGAUGGCAUAUUCCAUGUACCGAAGUGACAUCGGGUAUGUCUCGGGCUGCAACACCAUUGCAGCUCUGCUGCUUCUGAACCUGCCUGGUCCUGCAUCAGCUUUUGUUGCAUUGGCAAAUGUACUGAACCGCCCGCUUCCGCUCAGUUUUUACGCCGCAGAUUCUGGUGCCAAAUCGUCGGCUUAUAAUCUGCUCUUGCAGACCCUGUUGGCAAAGUCUCCUGCUUUGUACUAUCACAUCACCAGCUUCCCUGACCAUGAGCCCGACUAUUGUUUCGGAAGUUUAUUCACGUCCUUGUUCACAAACUGCCUUGCUCUGGACGAAGCUGCCCGGCUCUGGGACGUCUAUGUUUUCGAGGGCGACGCGAUACUAGUUCAUGCUGGCGUUGCAUAUGUCAUGGGGAAGGAAAUGGAGCUUUUGGGGGCUAAGAACCAGGAGGAGAUUCGCUCGAUCCUCCACCGCUAUGAGGACGGCCAUGGUGGACGCCGAGCUGUUGUUGCCCAGUCGGGCGAAGAAGACCGCUGGAUGAAGUCAGUCAGAGCAGUCGGUAAGGCAUAA